AUACACAGAAGAACUAAAAUCUUAUCCUCAAAUCCCAACCACUAUCUCUUUCUCUAGUCUUACUUUCCCAUGUCUUCCACUCCCACCAAUCUCAUUGAUUUCUUGGUGAACCAAGCCAAUGGAGUGAAGGGUCUCGCUGAUUUGAACCUCGCAAGUGUUCCUCACCAAUACAUUCAACCCCUCCAAGCCAGAUUAGACCACACCAAAAUUGUCACUCAGAAAUCAAUACCCAUCAUUGAUUUCACAAAAUGGGAAGACCCAGAUGUCCAAGAUUCCAUCUUUGAUGCUGCAACCAAGUGGGGUUUCUUCCAAAUUGUGAACCAUGGGAUACCCUCUGAGGUUCUUGACGAUCUCAAGGAUGCUGUGCACAGGUUCUUUGAAUUGCCAGCUGAGGAAAAGCAGUGUCUUAAAGACAACUCACCCCCUGAAGUUGUCAGGUUGGCCUCUAGUUUUAGCCCCUAUGCUGAGUCGGUGUUGGAGUGGAAAGAUUAUCUGCAACUUGUGUAUGCCUCAGAGGAAAAAAUUCAUGCAUAUUGGCCUCCUAUAUGCAAGGACCAGGCACUGGAAUAUAUGAAGCAUGCUGAAGCUUUAAUUAGAAAAUUGUUAAAGGUGCUUCUUAAGAAACUGAAUGUGAAGGAGUUAGAUAAAGCAAGAGAACACACUCUAAUGGGGGCAAUGAUAUUGGGUUUCAAUUACUACCCAGCUUGCCCUGACCCUGAAGUUGUAGCAGGGGUAGGUCCUCAUUCUGAUGUAUCAUCCAUUACUGUCCUUCUACAGGAUGAUAUUGGAGGGCUUUAUGUAAGAGGCAGUGAUGGUGAUAGUUGGAUCUAUGUUCCUCCUGUUGAGGGAGCUUUAGUAAUCAAUAUUGGGGAUGUGCUACAGAUAAUGAGCAAUGAAAGAUGCAAAAGCAUAGAGCAUAGAGUGGUUGCAAAUAGAAGCAAGACCAGGAUCUCCAUUCCAAUCUUUGUCAACCCAGCACCUGAUGCUGUUAUUGGUCCUUUGUCGGAAGUGUUGGAUGAUGGUGAUGAACCAAAAUAUAAACAACUUUUGUACUCUGACUAUUUCAAGUAUUUCUUCAGCAAGGCUCAUGAUGGGAAGAAAACUAUUGAAUUUGCCAUGAUAUGAUUGGUGACUGUAUCUAUGAAUAUUUGGUUUUGACUAAGUCUAAUGACAUCGUGGGCUCUAUGUAGCCGACCUCACUUAAUAGAAUAAGGCUUCUGUAAUUGUAUGAUUUGUGCUCAUUGUUGGCAGUAUUUAAGGUGUUUGAAAUCCAGCUGCUUUUUGUUCGGAUCAACAUAGCCGAAAAGCAUAUAUUAUGCUGAUCUUUAUUUAACGGAAUUCUAGCAUGAUACAUUGAAACAGAAAAUGCAAAAACUUUAUUGUAAUGAUCA
Glycine soja is the source of this 1391-nucleotide messenger RNA. Its product is annotated as feruloyl CoA ortho-hydroxylase 1-like. NCBI's taxonomy places the organism in Eukaryota, Viridiplantae, Streptophyta, Magnoliopsida, Fabales, Fabaceae. The transcript is spliced from 3 exons. The record is from RefSeq and is a predicted model, not a curated record. Bases 70 to 1125 code for a protein of 351 amino acids.